UUCCGGGAUCAAUACACGUUCGUUGUUUCAAUUCGCCGACACAAAUUGUGUUUAUUUCAAACUUAAAUUGAUUUUGUAUGUUAAAUUGAAUGGAAGAAAAUGAAUAAACAAAAUGUAUUCGAGAAACUGCGUCAGUUCGAUGCUUAUCCGAAGACGUUGGAAGAUUUUAGAAUCAAAACAUUCGGAGGAGCUACAGUGACUAUAGUCAGUUCCAUUAUUAUGGUGAUACUGUUUAUGUCAGAGUUGAACUACUACCUAACAUAUGAAGUAACACCAGAGUUGUUUGUAGACACCUCUAGAGGACAGAAAUUAAAGAUAAAUAUAGAAGUUAAAUUCCCUGUUUUACCAUGUGCAUAUUUAAGUAUAGAUGCCAUGGAUGUAUCAGGAGAGCAGCAGAUAGAUGUGGAUCAUCAUUUAUGGAAACAAAGAAUAGAUUUAGAAGGAAAUAAAAUAGAUGAAGCACCGGAGAAAGAAGAAUUAGGAGAUGAAUCAAAGAAUAUAACAACAGCAGUUACUAAACCAUUAGAUCCCAAAAGAUGUGAAAGUUGUUAUGGUGCAGAGACUAAGGAUGGGCAAUGUUGUAAUAACUGUGAAGAUGUGAGAGAAGCCUAUAGGAAGAAAGGAUGGGCUUUUAAUAAUCCAGAAAAUAUAGAACAAUGUGAGAGAGAAGGGUGGUCACAGAAGAUGAAAGCCCAACAAAAUGAAGGUUGUCUGGUCUAUGGAUAUUUAGAAGUUAACAGAGUUGCUGGAAAUUUCCAUUUUGCCCCUGGAAAAAGUUUUCAACAGCAGCAUGUUCAUGUUCAUGAUUUACAAGCAUUUGGUGGCCAAAAGUUUAAUCUUACACAUUAUAUAAAACAUUUAUCAUUUGGAGAUGAUUAUCCUGGAAUAGUUAAUCCGUUGGAUAAUGUGGAACAUAUAGCAGACAAAACUCAGAUGAUGUUCCAGUAUUAUGUAAAAAUUGUACCCACAACAUAUGUUAAAGUGGAUAGCAAGAUAUUAAAUACAAACCAGUAUUCAGUAACCAAACAUUCCAAAGUAGUGGGUGGUACCACCGGAGAAUCUGGGUUACCUGGAGUCUUUGUUAUAUAUGAAAUAUCUCCAAUGAUGGUUAAAUAUACAGAAAAACAGAGGUCAUUUAUGCACUUUCUGACUGGUGUAUGUGCAAUUAUAGGAGGUGUCUUUACUGUGGCUGGAAUAAUAGAUUCAAUGAUUUACCAUUCGGCUAAAGCUUUACAGAAAAAGAUAGAGUUAGGAAAAGCAACGUGACGCACAGACAUAUUUAGGAUAUUUAAGAUAAUUGAAAGGUUAUGGUGUAUGAAUAUAUAUAUAUGCGUGAGCUGUUCAAGUUUAGAUGUCCCGAAGUUUGCAGUGCAUUUGGAAUGUACUUUUUGAAGACACUCUAUUUCGACGAGUGGCAUUUUGAAAAUGGCCACUUUUCUAUUCAAAGAUAGAUCUAAUACUUAUUUUUCUAAUGAAACUGCUGAUUAAAAAUAUUUUGGGAUCAUUCCAUACCCAUCAUGUUAUAUUUGUAACUUACUCUGAUUUCUUGUAAGAAUUCAUUGAAACUUUGUUUUGUUUUAUGAUAAAUUUUUUUUAAAACACAACCCUUUGCAUUGUUUUUAAUUUGAAACAGAAGGUAUUUUGUUUACAUGUUUUCAUUAUCUUAAAAAGCACCAUCAUGAAAAAGACAUUGGAGGAAAUUAUUUUAUCUUUUUGGUUUAAAAGUAAGCUUAAAAAUCCUUUGCAAGUUUAAUAUGAGUUAAAAAAAAAAUAAUAAAAAAAAGUAAUGGAGUUUGCCAAAGUCUGUUAUUUUGUCUGUCAAUGUGUGUUGUUGUAUGUUGAUGAGUUAAGUUUCACUUGUUUUUUAUGCAAUUUAUGUUCAAAAUUGUUUUUGAAUCGGAUAAAUAAGUUAAAAAGAAAAAGAGAUCAUUGAAAUAUCUAAUCACACUUUGUGUUCUUCUUUUCUUGUCUUCUAACAUUGUUUUAUGUACGGUAGUAUUUAUACAUAUGUUUUUGACAAACUGAAAAGUGAUUUAAGUUUUUUUUUCAUAAUUAAUUGCCGAUUUUUUCAUAAGGGCUGUUCCAGAAAAUACUAUGUCUUCCAAAAGAGAAGGCAAUUUCUUAACAUUUUAUGUGGGUGGUUGUACUUGAAAUUCCAAAAUGCAAAGGAAGUGUUAUUGUAAUUUAUUUCUGAUGGUGGCCGUCCCUGAGCAAUGGGGGUUGGGGACACAGUAUUUUCUGAAACAACUCUAAGACCAUCACUGUUUAUUUGAAAUAAUAAAUAUUAACCAGAGAAUGAAAGCGCUAAAUAUUAACCUUUUUAUGACUUUUGUGGUGCUUUUAAAGUUGUGGAAGAAACUGUAAUCUAUUUUGAAAUUGUCAUUACAGUAUUGAAGUUUACUUUUAAUAUAAAGAUUAAAGUUACAUCAGAAAAUAAGAAAUGUUAUUUAUUUAUAUGCAUAUAUGUUUUGUUUCCUUUUCCAUUUUUGUGUUUAAAUGAAAUGUCCCACUCGCACUAUCAUUUUCUAUGUUCAGAGGAUCGUGAAAUUUGGGUAAAAUGUCUAAUUUGGAAU
Mytilus trossulus (common blue mussel) is the source of this 2573-nucleotide messenger RNA. RefSeq names its product endoplasmic reticulum-Golgi intermediate compartment protein 3-like. The transcript has 12 exons. The coding region runs from base 100 to 1266 and encodes 388 amino acids. Gene Ontology annotation, biological process: endoplasmic reticulum to Golgi vesicle-mediated transport; retrograde vesicle-mediated transport, Golgi to endoplasmic reticulum. Gene Ontology annotation, cellular component: COPII-coated ER to Golgi transport vesicle; endoplasmic reticulum membrane; endoplasmic reticulum. The record is from RefSeq and is a predicted model, not a curated record. NCBI's taxonomy places the organism in Eukaryota, Metazoa, Mollusca, Bivalvia, Mytilida, Mytilidae.